This is a messenger RNA of Symbiodinium necroappetens, 387 nucleotides long. The record is from the annotation of a GenBank genome assembly. Lineage: Eukaryota; Dinophyceae; Suessiales; Symbiodiniaceae.
AUGCGUGACAUACUGAAUUACCGUUCAUGGCCACUUGACUGGAGUGUCCGUUCAGAUAUCGUACGCCUGGCGCUCCAGUGCCUUGCAGAGCUGCUGGCAAGAAGCCGGCAGGGCUUGCGCCGAAACGAGCUGCGAGCACUGGUCUGGUUCUUCGAGUUCGCCACCAAGGACCAGAGCCAGCUCGGAGCCCUGCGUGCCAACGUCCACGAAGAGCUUCACGCAAUGGAUCGGCGCCCCUUCAAAAUGGUGAAAGAGGGCGUUCCUGGAGGGGACUUGCCCAUCUGCGUGGGAGAUGUGCUGACCCGUGUCCAUGACUUCUGCGAUGCUCUGGAGCUAGAGUGCCCCUGGCCACGAGAUUUGGACAACCACUUGGAUGUCCUUCUUUUC